Molecule: messenger RNA, 2034 nt
Organism: Xylaria bambusicola
Lineage: Eukaryota; Fungi; Ascomycota; Sordariomycetes; Xylariales; Xylariaceae
Exons: 4
Coding region: 1-2034 (677 amino acids)
Biological process (GO): positive regulation of proteasomal ubiquitin-dependent protein catabolic process; ubiquitin-dependent protein catabolic process; protein polyubiquitination
Cellular component (GO): cytoplasm; ubiquitin ligase complex
Molecular function (GO): ubiquitin conjugating enzyme binding; ubiquitin protein ligase activity; zinc ion binding
Source: RefSeq, a predicted model, not a curated record
AUGUUCUCACGGCAUAGAACCCAUACCCCUCCUUCUGGCUCUAAACACCACCACCACCACCAUCACCGCCACCAUCAUCAUCACCAUCACGACUCUCACCACAGCUCUGACGCGCCACGAGAACGACCGAGCGUCCCUGAACAAGAGUCGCGACACGACCCGCCGCUGAAAGGAUUAAUACAGAUUGAUCUUCUUGACAUCGAUGCCCCAGCCACCGGCAGACUUGAUAUUAAGAUUGGUGUGAAGAGGGUCCAUACACUUGACCACAUUGCCAAGUUCCUGAGAGCUAAAUUCGGUAAAGAUGCGUGCAAGGUGUGUCCCGACGACCAGAUUGAAUUUUUCCACGCACGAGAGCAGCUGCGUGGGGGUGAAAUACCUGACAACGUGUCUACACUAUGGUACAGGGUGCAGAGCCCUCGAGAUGAUGGUCUCUUCAAGGUGACAUGGAAAAAAGGCCACUAUCAAGUACAACUGUCUCAACAAGAGCUCAACAACGUGGCACAGGCCAUCGAGUCAGGUGCCACCUUGGGUCAACUGCGAAGUAAAGUGGCCUCGUUCUUACGCAUCGUAUGGGAACUCAAGGUUGAGCCGGACCAGGUUAUCAUCGAGGCUCUCGGUGGAUUUCGACCGGGGCCUGUCGAGGGAGACAACUGGGAGUGUACUAAAUUAAGGAAAUGGUUAUGCAGCCAUCUAUCCGUAAGCCUAGUGCAACCUCAUGACUUCUUUAUAUUCUGCGGAUAUAACGAACGAUACGUCUUGCAUAGGCCUAGUCUCGGUCCCAACGAGUCGGUGUUCGCAUACUAUAUCAAGAAGGCCUUGAAAAACCGAAUUCUCACGACUAUCUCCGAGUCAGGCGACCGCCCAAGCGAGAUCAGGACCCGAGACAUCAACCUCUACCAACGUGGUAAAUCCGUAAAGGAUAAUGCAAGUUUCUCAGCCGGUAAAGCGUUCGACUUCACAUUAAGUCGGGAUGUCGAAGGUGAAUUCAUCCAGGCAGAGGCGUGGCUCCUACCCCUGACAGAAACGUGCAGUAUCUGCGCGGAUGAGAAGCGAGUAUCGGAAAUGCCAGCCCAUGGGCGGAUCACGGGGAAUUGUCAACACAAGGCUACGGCCUGCAAGGACUGUGUCAGCCAGUGGAUUACUUCAAGCAUGGAGAGCGUCGCGUGGGAUCGUCUACGAUGCCCGGAAUGUCCGCAGAUGCUUGAGUUCAAAGAUGUUGAGAACUUCGCCACGAAGGACAUAUUCACUAAUUAUGACAGAUUAGCCACGAAGGCCGUGCUUGAGAGCGUGAAGGGCUUUCGAUGGUGCCUCAACCCUAAAUGCAACGCCGGAGAGAUUUUCCCGUCGACUUGCCAGAAAGCUAAAUGCCAUGUUUGUCAAAACGUUACAUGCGCGCGACAUAAUAUUCCAUGGCAUCGUGGUGAGACUUGCGAUCAAUACGAUAAGCGUACUCGCGCUCAACAGAAAAGCGCUAGGCUUUCCGAGAAGCACAUCAAGAAAAUCGCAAGGCCAUGCCCAGGCUGUAAGAAGAAUAUAAACAAGUACGCCGGCUGCGAUCACGUCACUUGUGUGUGUGGCCACGAGUGGUGCUGGUUGUGCUUCGCACCGUACACCAAAGACAAGGACAUGUUCCUUGAGUGCAAACAUAAGCCCGAAUGCCGCUACUUCAAACGAGCACCGGAUUGGGAAGGGCGUAGAGCCUUUCUACGGGCUCUUAACGGCGUCGAUAUACAUCCUCCUUUUCGUGAAAGGCCGGCUUUUGCGCGACCGAUACAGCGGCCCGGACCGGGAGAUGCUGCACUAAUAGGGGUAGUAGCAGAGGCGGAAGCCCAGGCUAUAAGGGCGGCGGCGGAGGCCAGGGCAGUGCCGAACCGGCCGGAGUCCCCCGAGCCAAGACCACCGGCCAACCUGUUUGAUGUCAUCAUGGAAAACGAUAACCACUUUGUCGACGACGAGCGUCGUCGGCAUGGGAUGCCUUUCAUGAACGACGCCUUACUCUUCAACAUCGCGCAGCUCAUAACCCGAAAUCGGUGA